AUGUGCACCUUCAUCAUUUACAUAGCAUACAAAGUCUACAGUCAACCAGAUAAACACGAACAACUAGAUGUUCUCUUAUCACCAAAGUAUAUUUUUCAUACAAACUCAUCUACUUACAUACCACUUAUAAACCAAAAACAGAAAUCUUAUCCACUUGUACUUCUUUGGACGGAUCUAUUUCGCGAUUCGUACUGGAAUCAGCCUUUAUUUUUCAAUGCAUCUGCACUUGUGUCAUGUUCAUCUACAGAUCUGUGCCAAUUUACACGCAAUAGAAGUCGAUUAGAUCAAUCAUCUAUAGUAGCGUUUCAUCUGUACGAUGCCACUCGGUAUCAAUUGCCUGAAACGAAUCCGUCGAAGGAUAAUCGCCAAUCUUGGGUGUUCGUUACCGGUGAAAGUCCAAUUAAUUUUUAUUACCAAAAUCCGUCGUUUUUUCCACGAAUGUUAGAUAAUUAUUUCGAUCAAUCGAUUUCAUAUAAAUACGAUUCGCCUUAUGCCGUCUUCUCGCCGAUUAUUGAGCGCCGAACGGCAUCGAUAAAUCGAAGGGAAGAGAAUUUGAAUCGCAUUAGUUUGAAAUCUAAGAAAAAGCCGGUUCUAUGGUUUGUUUCGAAUUGUAACACAUUUUCUCAACGUGAAAAAUACGUCGAACAAUUGAAAAAGUACAUACCUGUGGGUAUUUACGGUAAAUGCGGUCAACAAUGUCCCGAAGUACCGAAUCGACGAUGCCAAGUCAACAUCGACGAAUAUUAUUUCUAUCUAUCUUUUGAAAAUUCUCGUUGCAAUUCGUAUAUCACCGAGAAAUUUUGGAAUAUCAUUUCGGACAACGUUCAUCGCCUCGUUCCGAUUGUUCUCGGCGCUCCGGACACUGACUAUCAACGCAUAGCACCAAAUCAAUCGUAUAUACACGUGAAUAAAUUCCAGACGCCGAAGCAUUUAGCGGAAUAUCUGUACGAUUUGAUGAAUCAUACCGAAAAAUAUCUCGAAUAUCUCCGAUGGAGAGAAUUUUAUGAAAUCGAUCGACAUAAUUCGCAAGGAUGGAAUAAUCUAUUAUGUCCUCUUUGUCGGAUGGCCUCUAAAUCUCGGCUAUUCCCCGCCAAUCGAAUGAACUUUUCCGUGUGGUACGAACCCAAACUCGAAUGUCACGCGGAGGACGUUCAGAUCUUCAAACAAUGCAAGCAAGCCAAUCUCAGAGAUUGGAUGACUUGGGUAAAUGGAAAGCAGUGCCCAUAA
Molecule: messenger RNA, 1227 nt
Organism: Adineta ricciae
Lineage: Eukaryota; Metazoa; Rotifera; Eurotatoria; Adinetida; Adinetidae
Source: the annotation of a GenBank genome assembly